AUGACGGUGGCGGCUCUGCAGGCGAUGGACACGCUGUCGCGGUGGGGGACCAUGCUGCGGGACUCUCUGCGGCGAAGCCAAGGGAACACGGACGGCAUGGUCACCAUCCUCGGCUCCUUGAACCACCGCCUCUCCGCGCUCGAGGCCGCAAUGCGCCCCACCCACGGCCUUAGAGUCGCUCGUUCCCGGCCGCGUGCAGUCGCGUGCAGGGAGCAGUGCAGUGCCAUCGUGCUGCCUACCACGCACUCGCGCAGGGCGUAUCACUCACCUCUUUGCUCGAGCCAAGCUGUGAGCUUGGAAGUGGCGGCCACGGGCGCCAAGCCAAGCCGCGUGGGCGUGAGGGCGCCGGCCGCGGGCGCUCAGCAGAGUGGGGAUUGCAGGCUUGCAGAUACUACCCAGAUCAAAGAUGCAGAAUGGAGCACCAAUUGGCCAAUUUGGAAAGGUAUCCUUCAGCAGGACAUGAAUCACCUUUAUGUUGUUAUUCAGACUACUCUUUUCGUGGUACUGGUAGUAUUUGAAGUCAUGAGUCAGAUGGAUCGCUACAUCAAGUACCAUGUCCAGGAGUUUGAUAGGGCCUUCAGGGAGAGGUUCCCUGCCUGCACAUUGGCUGCUAAGAGGCACAUUGACUCCACCACUACCAUCUUGGACGUCCAGGGUGUGGGGUUUAAGAAUUUCUCCAGGACUGCUAGAGAACUUGUAAACCGAAUGCAGAAGAUUGAUAGCGAUUAUUAUCCUGAGACACUCCACCAAAUGUUUGUUGUGAACGCUGGCAGUGGAUUCAAGUGGAUAUGGAAUAGUGUGAAGGGCUUCCUUGACCCAAAAACUUCAUCCAAGAUUCAUGUGCUUGGUUCGAACUACCAGAGUAGGCUUCUUGAAGUAAUAGAUUCGAGUGAGUUGCCAGAAUUACUUGGUGGUUCAUGCACAUGUAGUGACAAGGGUGGUUGCCUUGGAUCGAACAAAGGGCCAUGGAAUGAUCCUUAUAUAUUGAAGCUGAUCCACAAUUUGGAAGCUGGAUGUAUGAGGGAAACCACCAAACCUGUUUCUGAGGGUGGAGAAAGAAGCAGCUCUUCCUUUCGGUUGGAACAGAUGAAAUGGCAGGGCAUGUUAAGCGAUAUAUCAAAUGCUGAAUCAGGAUCCGAUGUUGAUGAUUUUGGUCCAUCAUUUGUUCAUAAAGUUUCAGGCUAUGGUUGCUUGACUCCGGUUCGUGAGGAGGUAAAGGGCACAGAUUGUGCAACAUACUUGAGCUGCGAUGAUCAAAGUCACCCGGAUAUGGUUCCUGAAUUUUACCAUGGAGUGCAACGAACUACUGAAAUGGUGCAGAAACAAAUGGCUGAUUUCAGGCAAUAUUCCACCAACAGAUAG
Zea mays is the source of this 1362-nucleotide messenger RNA. Its product is annotated as phosphatidylinositol/phosphatidylcholine transfer protein SFH8. NCBI's taxonomy places the organism in Eukaryota, Viridiplantae, Streptophyta, Magnoliopsida, Poales, Poaceae. The coding region runs from base 1 to 1362 and encodes 453 amino acids. The transcript has 11 exons. The record is from RefSeq and is a predicted model, not a curated record.